UUUUCCUGGCGCCGCGGUGGCGCCGCGGCGCAGGUGGAGAGGCCCGGCUGGACGGGGCUGCGGCUUCGGGCGCCGGGAAAUGGCGGCGGGGGGCAGGAUGGAGGACGGUUCGUUGGAUAUCACCCAGAGUGUUGACGACGACCCACUCCUGGACAUCCAGCACCUCCCACAUCCCUUAUAUGCUCACUUCAGACCCAGAUUCCAGCUUGUUCCCACAGUCUUCAUAGCAAACCUCCUUCUGUUCAUCCACGUGGUGUUUGUCGUUUUAGCAUUUUUAACAGGUGUGCUUUGUUCUUACCCUAAUCCAAAUGAGGACAAGUGCCCAGGAAACUUCACCAACCCACUCAAAGUUCAGACGGUCAUAAUCCUUGGAAAAGUUAUCUUGUGGAUUCUGCAUUUCUUUCUGGAUCGAUACCUUCAGUAUCACCACAGCAAAGUAAGAAAACGAGGCUAUCACCUGAUCUACCAAUCGACAAGGCAUCUAAAAAGACUUGCACUCACGAUCCACUCCGCUGGCAACACGGCUCUUCUCCUCAUACUAUGCAUUCAGCAUUCUCUUCCCGAGGCCAGCAGGUUAUACCUGGACCUCAUACUGGCCAUCCUGACCCUGGAACUGAUAUGUUCCCUGACAUGUCUGCUCAUAUACACAGGUGAGAACUAUAACUGUGCUGUUCCUGUCAAGAUCUGGAAGCGUGCUGUGCCAAGGCCAUAGGGGCUUGUUUGUGGAGACUCAGGCACGCUGGGGCGGGGGUGGGGCGGGUGGGGGCAUCUACACCCCAUAAACACUUGGGUUCCUUGCAGGACUGGUUCAAGUCUGGAAGAAAUUGUGGAGAAGCAGGGGGACAUCAUUUUGUACCUGAAGCGCCACAACGCACUCCUGAGUAAGCGGCUGCUGGCCCUCACGGCCUCGGACCUAGGCCCCCCGCCAAGCAGGACAUGAGCGGUCAGGCCCAAGACAGGAACUGCGGACUGGAGUGCUCAAGCCUCACAGCUGGGGGCCGAGAUGCCACUGGACAUGGCAGCUUUUGCCGAGGACGUUUUUUAAUUUUCCGUGGAAGCCUGAAUGUGGUUCUCUCAGCAUGGCUGAGUGACGUGUGACGAACUCGUGGCUCAUUUGACAAGUACUUUGUAGAAGCUAUGACAAGCCAAGGAAUAAUGACUCUUUUGCACAUUACAGAAUUAUUUAAAUGCCUAGUUUACCUUAGGAUUAAAGGUGGAGUUUAAACAUCUCCUAGGUCAACACUUCUUCCGUGUGACUGUAGACCCCUGUAAUAAUUGGGCCUUUUAUAGAGAAAGUCUGACGUGACGACCUAUUUUAGUGUUUUGUUCUUCACAUUUCGAGUAAUGAGAAAAGGUAUUUUUGUGGCUAACUUUUUUUACCCAAAGAGCCCUACCUUGUAUGUUGCAUGUUGUGAUGGCGUGUAAAGCUUGUCCUUACCGUAUAAACUGUUCUUGUAAGAACAGCAUCCUCGCGGAAGGAACACUCCGACUGUGUGAGUUACAGAGCAAACGCCCAAGCUCCCCACUCAAAUAAGAAAAAUGAGACGCAGGUGACGGGGACCAGCCUUAGCCUAACCAGUGCUGUGGGCACCAGCAGCAGCUUCCGUGGGCAACAGCUGAAAUAUCUAGCGAUGCCUUCAGGCUGCUUUAUUUGUGUGCUUGCUUCAGUACUGAUUAUCUUUAUUGGCCCAAUAUGUUCAGUGGUAGGAAAGGGAACUGUUGUGGCUUUGAGUUUGGAGAUAAGAUAUGAUAUAACCCGUGUGCCGAUAUUUACAUACCUAAACUUGCCAGAUAAAAUGAGCGUUUGUAUAGGUAGAUGGCAUUUCUCCAGGUUCUCUGUGUGACCCUUUCUCGGUUUGCUGUUCGCACCCUUACAUGCUUUACAUCCUGGUGGAACAUCUACCCUGAGAGGGGCUGUUGGGGAUCAUAUGUGCGGUUAAUAUGGGGGGGGGUCAUUUGGAAACGAUCAAUAUUUGACUUGAAGUCUCUUGAGCCCUGCCCAGCUAUUGAGAUGUAUUUGGCCACAUUCUGUGACGUGUGGCAGGCAGACAUCUGUCCCUUUACAUCCCACCAUUUAAGAUCUUCCUGUGAACGAGGAGGUGAUGCGUCACCAGCAGCCAAUGCCACCGAAUCCCAAAGUGACAACAUUCACCAGUGGAAACCAGAAUUGUAUUUCAAAAUUCAACUUUCCUGACUUUUCCAUCCUUUUAAGUGAUCUCAAUCCACGGAAUUUGUCUCUAUGUUCUGGAAGUGUGUCAACAUUGCUGGAUACUUUGCCUUUCAGAAGGGAAACAUGGACAAUAGAUGAUUGUGUCUUAUUUUUUUAAACUCAGUCUGGAUCUACAGAUUUGAAGAUUUAUGAGGUGAGCUUUGGUUUACAGAGCAAGGUAGAGGUAAAAGUUAGAACACUCAGGUUUUGAUGUGAUGCCUACAUCACCGCCGACACUUUUCUAAAGCCAAUGAACAUUUCAAACAAUAAAAGGAAAUGAAAGUAAAUAUCAGAACUAACAAAACAGAACUAUUCUGUAUUUUUUCAAUGAGAAAAAGCCAUAGAAAAGCUUAGUAACAUGUAUACGUGGGAGAGCACCAGCAUACUGGAGAAACUUGCCUCCGUGAUUUCAGAUGCCACCUCAAAGAGCUAAGUUGGAAGAACAAAAACAGUUUCAAUGGUAAGCAUUCUUUAAACGUUAAGCGAGGCAGAAACUUUGCUAGCAUCGCACCAGGUAUACAAAAAUUAUCAAUAAAAAAAUAUACAAAAAUGCUAAAGAGGAGGGCUACGAUUUCUAGGCUCUGUGCUAAGGGAAAUAAUGCCAGUUAGCGUUGCAGAAGGUAUUCUAGGAGCUGCAGAUCACAGGGUACCCCCGGGGCAGGGGAUUUAGGAAUUCCAGGCAAAAGAAUGGGCAAAGGAGUGAGGCAAGCAGCUACAAAAGAUCACAAGCAGUGGAGAAACUGCACCUGCCACCUGCCUCAAGCAGGACAGUGGAGCAGGGCAGUGGCGCAGACAGAUGGAGCCAAUAGACGCAGCAGGCCUUGGAGCACCGCUCAGCUCUGCUGGGGUGCCCCCCCCCCAUGGGAGCCCCUGGAAUGGGAGCCCCCGGGGGUUUCAGGUACAGGUCAGUUUUCACUUAGGAGGAUCCCAUUGUGGUGCAGGUGGGCAGAGUGCACUCAGCUCUGCACUGCGGCAGGCAGGGUACAUUUUAUUAAAAGUAUGUUUGUCUGUACGUGUAUCUAUAUUUCUGUAUUGUCAUGUGUGUGGUUUUAUUUCAAAUACCAUCACGAUUCAUUAAAAGCCCAUUGUUUUUGAGUGGCAAUAUUGAUAAAGAAAACUUUGAGGUCCCACUGCCUAGGGAACGCACUUUAUACCGUUGCUGUUCCAGACCCUCACCAGCGUCGGGUGUUUGGGUGUUAAAAGUUGAUUUAGUCCAGCCCACCUGAUGGAUACAAAAAGCUACUGUUUCCAACUGCAUUUCUUUGACUACUAUUGAUGUUGAAUUUUUCCCGUAUUUCUUGGUCUUUGAUAAAUCUUCUUUGACUGUAUAUAUCAAGUCAUUUGCUUAGAUUCCUCCUGGGAUGUUCUUUUUCUUAAUCUAUAUAUAAGGAGAGCCUUGAGUUUACAUUUGUUGGAAAUAGUUCUUGGGUGGUUUUGGGUUCUAUGCUAUACUUCAAAGUUCACAGAAACGAAUUUCCAAAGCCACCUAGGAGUCUUGUGUGAGAGCCAGCAGGGACUCCGGUGAAUGUUAAUGCAGGGUUCCUGCACUGGUCAGAAGUAGAACAUUCCUAAUACAGUAACUUAUUUGGGGGGAUCUGGGAAUGCUCAAGAUUAUUUCCACAUGUCAAGGCGUUUCAUUCACAGUCUUCCUGUAGAUUAAGAUCUGAAAUCAGGAGCUAGGUGGAGAAAUAAGGCCCAAAGGUCUUGUGAAAAUAUAGAGAUUAUUCGAAACUGUUCUGAGAGCUCACCCCAUGGUCCCCCAGCAUACCCCACCCCCCUUACUCCCAAGACAGGCCGCAGUGGUUCUGGGAAAUGGGUCUUUGCUGGUCCAGAUGGUCCAAGCAGGUUGUCUCCCACUCAGAAAUACCUGCCUGAAUGAAGAUACAGAAAAGCCAAGACAGCUUGGAAAUCAGCUAGGAAAUCUUCUGGAACAAUCAGGAACACUUUACUCUUUGCAAAAAAACAAAAAAGCAAAAAAAAAUUUCUACCAUGGUCCUGAUUGCAGAUCUUAAUCUACAGGAAGACUGUGAAUGAAACGCCUUGAUAUGUGGAAAUAAUCUUGAGCCCCCAAAUAAGUUACAGUUUUUUUUCUCAGAGACGAUCAGGUUAGGCUGGGCUGUUCCAGGUGCAGCAUUACUUGUAUGUCUCUUGAUCAUUUUCUGCAAAGCGCAAUACAGCGGAGGAAAACCGCAACCUGUUCUUUACGGACCUGCAGGACCGGGGUUGGGAGGAGACUUGUCAGCAUCUGUAGUUUGUGAUAGCAGUUCCACCUGAGGCCACAAGACUCUCCCACCUCACUCAGGAGAGGAGAGGUGGGGGUUUGGGGGGCGGAAAGAUGAUUGGAAAGGCGCCAAUGUUUCCAUCCACGGUUUCUCGGUAUCUUGGGUGUGUCCUUUCACCAUCCAGCCUAAAGGGAGCUGCCUCUUGCUCACAUCUAUAGACUGGCUCAGAUUCAGAGGCUAAUUCCACCUCUGGGUUGCCAUCUUCUCUCGCAGUCCGAAGCUUCUUGAGCUUUGAAUGCCAGUCGAUUUCCUGAGCACCUGCCAGUUGCUGGAGGGCCUCCAGGUACCAGCUGGGCCUCUGCUGGCACUGGGAGGCAGCCUCCUCCACGGGCCUCACAUGGUGGUCCUGGUGGUCUGGCCAGUGAACAC
This is a messenger RNA of Condylura cristata (star-nosed mole), 4860 nucleotides long. It is a transcript of the gene TMEM192, whose product is annotated as transmembrane protein 192. Lineage: Eukaryota; Metazoa; Chordata; Mammalia; Eulipotyphla; Talpidae. The transcript is spliced from 5 exons. The record is from RefSeq and is a predicted model, not a curated record. Gene Ontology annotation, cellular component: late endosome; lysosomal membrane.